GAUCCUCCUCGCGACAUCACUGACAUUUCGCAAAAAAACUACUGUUGCUUACACUACCUUGGGAAUUGCACUGGCUUUACAUUCUUUUGCAUUUUAUCAUUGGCAAAUAUUUCAGUGAUUUAAUUGUAUGUACUUUUAAAUCAUACUUUUCAGGUUAAGUUGUAUUGGGUUUGCGUGAAGAAUUUAGUAGUGUAGACUAGAAUGUAUUUUCACACCGUGUGCUUUUUAAGAACUGUAGUGCAUCUGAGUUGAGGAAUGAAAGAGGCACUUGCGUUUAAAAUAGUCGUUGAGGUCAUAUCUAUGUUUCUUGAAUGUAACUAUAUGUGCGGUCGAUAGACUACCCUGCUCGAUCUAUCGCCUAUAAGCAGACUUGGGGUGGUAAACGAGGCCUCGGGUAUCUUUCUGUCAAAGUAAAAUGCUUUGAAACUGAUAAAACAGUAUAGGUAGUUAUCUGGGCUCAGUGUCCGGUAUUUUGCUGCGAUAGGCGGUGUUAUGUGGCAUGCCAGCAUAUAGAGGGGGGAUUACUGCACGCGCCGCACUAACACCUGUAGCGGUGUCUAUAUUUAAGACAGUAAAACACACCCUCAGUCAUCAAAAUGCAGUCACCCUCUUGACCUUGAGAUUCCUUCACUUUAUCGCCUUGUAUAAUUGUUUUCUUUGUUUGUAAAACGCUUCAGUUUUCGAGGGCUUUGUUGGUUUCUCUUGCAGUUCGUUAAUUCGGGUUAGGAAUAGUUUUUGCCUAUGACAGUGCCUGAAACUAUUUAUAUUGGCUCGUAACAUAGUCACUGUCAAAAUACAAAAUGUUUAAAAAAUACUUAAUUUUGUGGAAAAAAUGAGACUCGGUGUUCGUCCAAGUAUGACACAUUUCCGUCUUUGGGGGAUUUUAGCCUUCGGCACUUAGCCUAACGUUUGUGUGAAGUCCUUGACGGGCGAUUUAAGAUACACAGAAGAUCACAUUGUAUUUUUCCACGUUAAAAACACGGCCAGGGGUGGCGUAAGCAACGAACGCAAUUUCAGUAUUAGCCCACUGAUAGAACUUUGAUCUAAAUUACCUUCUUGCUGACACUGUGGAUUACGCGAGGGUCGUUUCGGUGCGAGUUUACAGAGUUUAAAUUUUAUUUGAUGUGGGCCCUGAUCUAGAACGAAACACUGAACAUGGCAAUGUAGACUUAAAUAAAUUUUAUUAUACACAUUUCUACGAUACAAUUAUUAUAUCUAAACGUGUUCUAUAAGCUGUCGUUGCUCCAAAUAGAAAGUGCUAAUAAAUCUAAUGGGAUAUACCUAAUCCAAGUGCAGAAUUCAGAUAUAUUUAAAUAAACUUUUCCUAACAUCCGCGGGCAGUUUGGUGUUGGCAAAUAGUUUACACUGACGAUAGGCACAUUAUACUGCUAUUCAUAAAUAUAGAUUGAUAUCAUAAACAGCUUCUCCACUGAAAAUAAAUCAUUUUCUGGAAGGAAAUAGGCCGUUCGCUGUUUGUUUCGUUUGCGGCUUUUUUGCAGCCACUAUGGUAUAUAAUUCUGUUUAAGCAAAGCGGCGAGGAUAUUGGAUUUGGAUCAUGCCAUCUCCCAACAAACACUCCCAGAAAGUAAUAAUGAGUCCUGCAUGAGUUAACCGACAUUCGAUUCAGAAUUGUUUGGCCCGGCUUCAACAUUAUCGAGACUAGAAGUAAAAGCUUGAUCCAACUCUUUGAAUAUAAACCAAUAAUUUGUUCUGCGAAACUCUCCUAAUUGGCGAUAGAGGCAAUUUCGAGGCUUAAUCAAGAACAAGUAAAGUUACUCCGGGUUGUGGGGUUAUUUGCGCGUGGUACCUAAACCCUUAUCUUCGCGCUGCCUACGAUUCACUGGCUUGAUCUCAUCAUCUUAACAUCUCUCCGAUCUUAACAUAUAGGCUAACAUCAGUUGAACACCCUAACAUUUCCCUUAGUGAGACGGGAGAAUAGGCUACACUAAUUAAAAUAAGUCUACCACAACGAACCUCUUCUUGUUGAAGAAGUAUUAAAAAGGCAGAUGUUUUGCUUGAAUAGAAAAACAGUAUGCUUGUUCCAGUAAUUUGUGUAAAACGUUGACGAUGGUAAAAAUUCUAAGAAAUUUUAAAAAGAAAAGGGAAAAAAAUGAAUCGCUUCCAAAGAGAAUGGACUUGGAAUUAAUGCGCAUCAUAUACGGCGAUCUGGAUAAGAGCGUCUGCAAAAUGGCCACAUAUGAAGUAAUCAAGGUUGCAGCUGGAUCCUCGAAUUUCAUCGGGCUGACGCACGAGGCUCACGCGCGGGACGUGGAGCAGGUGUACCUGCGCUGCUCCCAGGGCUCGCUGGAGUGGCUGUACCCCACGGGCGCCAUCAUCGUCAACCUGCGGCCCAACACGGCCGCCCAGGCCGCCGGGCCGCUCAGCGUCUGCGUCAAGCCCGCGGCGGACUCGCGCGGCGCCAACGUCUACCUGGAGAAGGGCGGCCGGCUCCGGCUGCUGCUGCGCGAGCAGGACCAGGCGCCGGGCCGCCUGCACUGCUUCGGCCUCCAGGAGGGGGCGCUGUUCAUCGAGGCCGUCGCCCGCCGCGACAUCAGCCGCAAGAUCACCGCCUUCCAGUACGAGCUGUUCAGCGGCAGGCAGAGGCCCGAGCUGCACUCCCUGACGGCUCCCUGUCAGCCUUGCAAUGAUGCAGAGGUACUUCUCGCUGUGUGCACCAGUGAUUUUGCUGGGCAUGGCAGUAUCCAGGGGGUGGAGGAGGAGGCGGGGCAGUCGGCGGUUGCCGUGAGGUUGAGCCAGCUGUACAGGCAGAAGAGCAAGGUGUUCAGCUCGGCGGGGGGGCGGGCCAGGCGAUGGGUGGGGCGAGUGAAGACGCCCCUCCAGUGCGGCGUGAGGCCUGGGGAGGGCGAGUUCCUCUUUACCGGGACGGUACAUUUUGGGGAGGCAUGGCUGGGGUGCGCCCCGCGGUACAAGGACUUCCUGAAGCUGUACCAGGAGGCCGUGGCGCAGGGAACCAACCCCUGUCACAUAGACACAGAAUGAACCGCUAACCGGGCGGCUAACGCUGGAAACGCCAGGUCCCCGCCGUCCGCCUGCCCAGAUCGGGCAGGGGACGGGGAAGGGGCCAGAGCUGUCGGGAUGUGCUCCCUUGUCCCAUGGACAAAACCCUCCCUCCAAAAACCUUGCUGUCUUAACGCUCUGUUUGACAGAGGCCGAAGCUCUUAAAUGUUGCCUAGCAACGCAAUCAGCUGGACUGUUUUUUUUUGUGUUUGAGUUUCUCUCUCUCUCUCUGAAGCCAACAUCCAUUCCAAUCUGGAAUGUCUUAAGGCUACCCUUUUUUUUGGAAGAGGAACGCUGUCUUUGCCACCGAUAACUACGUUGACAUUGACAACCGUAGCGGUAGCACUCACCCAACUCCCCCCCCCCCCCCACUGUAGCAGCCGCUGGUGUGCGUGUGGAAGAACAUUGUAAAUGAGAAGUUGCCACUGCUUUGUAAAAAGCUUGAUGUACAGUGUGAAGUUGUUUCUUAUGACAGAAAUGGACAGUAUGCAGCUAAUACUGCUGUUUUGUUUUCAUGUUUUAUUUUGUUGUUAUUGGUGUUGUUUUUUUUUUGUUUGUUUUUUUUUUUAAGUGCAAUUGCAGUCUGUGAUUUUUCUUCAGGAGAAGAAUUGUGAAGAGAUAAAAGUUGUGUUUUCCAGAGAAUAAAGACAUCUUCCUGGAA
This is a messenger RNA of Anguilla rostrata (American eel), 3679 nucleotides long. Its product is annotated as meteorin-like protein. Gene Ontology annotation, biological process: energy homeostasis; positive regulation of brown fat cell differentiation. The transcript is spliced from 4 exons. NCBI's taxonomy places the organism in Eukaryota, Metazoa, Chordata, Actinopteri, Anguilliformes, Anguillidae. The record is from RefSeq and is a predicted model, not a curated record. Bases 2068 to 3000 code for a protein of 310 amino acids. Gene Ontology annotation, molecular function: hormone activity.